Messenger RNA from Culex pipiens pallens (northern house mosquito), 1539 nucleotides. RefSeq lists its product as uncharacterized. The transcript is spliced from 2 exons. The record is from RefSeq and is a predicted model, not a curated record. Bases 538 to 1539 code for a protein of 333 amino acids. NCBI's taxonomy places the organism in Eukaryota, Metazoa, Arthropoda, Insecta, Diptera, Culicidae.
GUUCUUCAAAAUUUGGUAAAAUGCCUCGAAAAUGUUUUGUGGAUAACUGUGAUCGGAGUCAAUCGAGCGGAAAAUUUACCUUCCACGCAGUUCCCGGGAAAACCGUGGAUAACCAUACGAACAAUUUGAGCCUCAAACGACGAAAACUGUGGCUUGAUGCUUUGAAGAAAAAAGACGAUUUCAAAGUUAAAAAAUUUGUUUGUGGCAGGCACUUCGUCGGCGGUAAGAUGAUAUUUUUGAUUAAAUACUAAUCAGAUUAUAGAUUUUCAUAUAUUUGUAGGAAAACCUUCUGCACUUUUGGACGUGGAUAAUGUAGAUUGGGUUCCGACGAUCGAUUUAGAAUUGACGCGCAAGGAUGAACUUCCCGAUGAUGAUUCUUCCGACAGCUUGGACGAGCCUGUUCGCGCCUCCAACGGUUCGACUGCCAGGCUGCAACCGGAUGGUUCUGUUGCACGAACAACCGGUCACCGGCCUUCAACAAACGGAGCGGUUAAUUCAACUCACGACCGUUCACGGUCCAUAAGCGAACACUCCGACAUGUCUACAAGGGCCGGAUCCGGAAACAUGGAGUGCGGAGCCGAUAAUUCGACCCACGGCCGGUCGCGGUCCAACAGCGAACACUCCGACAUGUCCUCCAAGGCUGGUUCCGAAGACAUGGAUACUGGAACCGAUCAUUCGUCCCACAGCCGUUCACGGUCGAUCAGCGAACGCUCUGACUUUUCCUCCAGGGCCGGUUCUGAUCACAAUUAUUCCUCUAGCGAUGAUAUGGAUUCUGAUGACAUCAGGGCUGAUUUGAAUAUGGAUCGUUCUGAUUUGCCAGAAAAUUUCACCUCGUUACCUACAGACCAGCAACAGUCAAACCCAUCUAUAUUGGCAUCCAAACAUCAAGAAGAUGAGGCUGUUGCAUCAUCUUCGCGUAAGGGAAAUUGCAACGUACAGGAAGGAGGUGUCUGCUAUCCCGCAAAAACUUUCCAGCAGUACUAUGAUGAAAUUAUUCGCUUGCAAACAAAAAACGAUGAGUUGGAGGCUGAGGUCCAAAAGUGUAGAAGAGGUCUGAAAUUUGUCGAAGACGACCGAAAAUGUUUAUUCUAUACCGGGAUCAGCAGUUAUGAAACCUUUUUUAAACUAUUUAAAUUUUUAGAACCUAGUCUAGAUCAGCCUGUCUGUAAUUUGUCAAAAGACCAGCUACUUGUUUUAACCCUAACGAGAUUACGAUUGAACACAUCGCUCUCAUCAUUGGCCUAUGACUACAACUCUAGCUUAACAACAAUUUCAAAAUAUUUCCACAGAACCCUCUAUCAAAUCCACGAAAGCCUCAAGUGGGCAAAUCUUCCCACAAAACCUGAAAUUGCUAUUCGACAUUUGCCACAAAAUUUUCAGUCCAAGUUUGGAAACAAACGAAUAUUUAUUGUUGACUGCUUUGAAAUUUUUUGCCAGAAUCCCUCUGAUUUAAAAGCGGCAACUUCUCUUUAUAGCAAUUAUAAAAAACACGAGACGGUUAAAUAUAUGAUUGCGAUCGAUCCAUUGCGAUCCAUGUGA